AUGCUCCAGUUACUGCAUGGAUCUACUUUUGGCAUCGUGGUUGGUAUGUACCUGGCUCAGAACUAUGACAUUCCAAACCUGGCUAAAAAAGUUGAAGAGAUUAAAAAGGACUUGGAAGCCAAGAAGAAACCCCCUAGCUCCUGA
Castor canadensis (American beaver) is the source of this 144-nucleotide messenger RNA. RefSeq names its product short transmembrane mitochondrial protein 1-like. Lineage: Eukaryota; Metazoa; Chordata; Mammalia; Rodentia; Castoridae. Gene Ontology annotation, cellular component: respiratory chain complex. The record is from RefSeq and is a predicted model, not a curated record.